This is a messenger RNA of Ectocarpus sp. CCAP 1310/34, 1360 nucleotides long. The record is from the annotation of a GenBank genome assembly. Lineage: Eukaryota; Phaeophyceae; Ectocarpales; Ectocarpaceae.
AUGCAGUGCAGCAACACGAAGCGUUGGAGGCUCAGAUGCACGUAUGACCCACGGCCACAUGCCACGGGCAUUCGCAAGAACACCGCCUUCAAGUAUGAGACGAAGGCGGAAGCGCUCGGAGACGCGGACAACUGGACAAGUGAGCUGGAGAAGCCCAUGCGAAGGCGGAGCUUGUCGCCCAAGCACGCAAUGUAGCAACCAGGCGGGCGCGUUGCUAGCAUGGGGGUGACAUGUGCAACAACACUAGCCGGCGUUCAUGCGCAUGGUUGGAGCGUGUUUUCCAUGACAAGUGUAGCUGUGUGAAAAAACGGCAAGUUGCAGUACAACAGCAUCCAUAUGUAUGUACUGGAGAACCUUGACACGAAUCCCGUUGUUUGCAUCGGACAAUCUUGAACAGUAGACGAGUUGUACAGCAUGCAGCAGUGCAGUACUACUUGUAUUGAUACAAAAUAGUAUAGUGUAUUGUACAACCCACCUCUAAUAUGUACUUCUAAUAGAACACAGCAGUGCUCAGCAGCACGCAAGUGUACAUACAAGUACAAAGUGGUUAUACACGCCAGAUCCGAACUUGUGUUUACAAACUGCCUCUAUUUUUUAGAACGCACCAGGUUAUACAGCAGCAGCACGCAAUUGUACAAGAAAACAUUGUGUACAAGUCAGGCCCGAACUUGUAUACAUGCAACCCGUCUCAAAAACAAGGUGCCCAACUCUUACAAGUCGCGUCCAGCAGCAACCGACACAAGGGCAUACCGCACCCACAGAUAAACACAGACACCAACAUUGGCUUAGAGGGGCUGCCGUAUUGCACGACGGGAGGCUGUGUGUUUUGCAGAGUACAAGGAUUGACAUUCACGGGUUAUUCUUCAAUUUGAGUAACGGUCCUCUAGCAGGCGCUCUUUGUGUUUUUCUACCAAGACACGGUCCUUGUAUCCAAGCUCUAUCGUACAGUUUAAUUAACAGCCAUACUAUCGCCGUAUGUUCCGGUCUGUCCUCCGUUAAAGUUACCCCCCACCGGUGUUCAGGCACGACGCCGAACUGCGAAGUCGCCAAGAAGUGUGCCAUCCAAAAACAAGCGGAACGCGCCAGGGCUUUGAGGGGGUUGCAGCAGGAGGCCAGAAUCCUGAUGCGCCUACGCUGCAGCAGGUUGCGUAACGCCGGACUCGGGCGCCGGGCGUUUGCGUACGUCAGGCGCGAUCGCAAUUCAGAACAGCGGAGGAGAUACAUGGAGCGGCGGAUUGCAGAGUGCGACCAGGAGGACGCUGCAAUGGACGCACAGGCCGUGGCUAUGUUCUCCCCGCUAACGAAGGGGCAACACGUCACGCUGGUGGAGCCUCACGAGCAGCCACCCCCGGUGACUGAU